AUGUCCGGGCGCGGGAAGCAGGGCGGGAAGGCGCGCGCCAAGGCCAAGUCGCGCUCGUCGCGGGCCGGGCUGCAGUUCCCCGUGGGCCGCGUGCACCGGCUGCUGCGCAAGGGCAACUACGCGGAGCGCGUGGGCGCCGGCGCCCCGGUGUACCUGGCGGCCGUGCUGGAGUACCUGACGGCCGAGAUCCUGGAGCUGGCGGGCAACGCGGCCCGCGACAACAAGAAGACGCGCAUCAUCCCCCGCCACCUGCAGCUCGCCAUCCGCAACGACGAGGAGCUCAACAAGCUGCUGGGCAAGGUGACGAUCGCGCAGGGCGGCGUGCUGCCCAACAUCCAGGCCGUGCUGCUGCCCAAGAAGACCGACAGCCACAAGGCGAAAAGCAAGUGAAACAUCGGCGGAGCGUUCCCCACCUCAAAAGUAACCCAAAGGCUCUUUUCAGAGCCACCCACUUCCUCAUAAAAGGAGCUGUAUGUCCUAGUGAAUAAACUUUAAAAUCUCGGUCUCCUUCAAAAAGCCAGAGGAGAAACUAAAGCGAA
Ficedula albicollis (Collared flycatcher) is the source of this 539-nucleotide messenger RNA. RefSeq names its product histone H2A. The transcript has a single exon. Gene Ontology annotation, molecular function: DNA binding; protein heterodimerization activity; structural constituent of chromatin. The record is from RefSeq and is a predicted model, not a curated record. Bases 1 to 390 code for a protein of 129 amino acids. Lineage: Eukaryota; Metazoa; Chordata; Aves; Passeriformes; Muscicapidae. Gene Ontology annotation, cellular component: nucleosome.